UAUUAAUAUAUGUUACAUUCCGCAGCACAGACUAUCUGCCAAAUUAUCUAUUAUUUAUAAUAGGUAAGAUACUUGAAUAUUUGAAACAAGUUUUAAACUAGUUAAGGAUAAUAAAAAAACAGUAUAAAAGUUCAAUGAUUUUCAAUGAAACAUUUAUUCUGUCUGCAGUUCCAAGAUUACGGUUUAAAAUGAAGUGUUUCUUCUCAUUGCUAGUUUUGUUUUCAACAUUGAGUGCAAUACUCUGUAUAUGUGCACCCAGGGUAAAAAGUUUAAAUGACUGUAGAGAAGUGUGCCAACGGGUAGUUGGUUGUUAUGGGUUCAACUACGUUCCAGCUAACAAACUUUGCUUUUUAAAGGAUAAACCAUGGAGAUGGCGUGCCAUUUCUUCAUUAGGGUCGUUUUCUGGCUUUGCAGGAUUUAAUCUAACAUAUGAAAACACAGAUUUUAAUCAAGGAGACAUGGAUGACUGCAUUGUAAAUCAAAAACGAAUGGUCAAAGAUAAAAAACUUGUCAAUCUCUCAAACAAAAAUUAACAUUUAAUUUUAUAUUUUUAUAUUAUUUUUGUAAAACGGUUCAAAAAAAGCUAAGUUAAUAAAAGAAA
Molecule: messenger RNA, 601 nt
Organism: Hydra vulgaris (swiftwater hydra)
Lineage: Eukaryota; Metazoa; Cnidaria; Hydrozoa; Anthoathecata; Hydridae
Source: RefSeq, a predicted model, not a curated record